Molecule: messenger RNA, 36143 nt
Organism: Pelobates cultripes (western spadefoot toad)
Lineage: Eukaryota; Metazoa; Chordata; Amphibia; Anura; Pelobatidae
Source: the annotation of a GenBank genome assembly
GACAAGUGAGUUGCCAGGAACAAAGAUGGCGGCCUCUAACGCGCAUGCGACGCUAAACCAUAGACAGCGUCGGACGCUCUGGUUGGCUCUCUAUGGUAUGUUGGCGGUUCCGGUUAUCCUCCGGCUCCACACGUGUGCUGUGAUCAGGGCCAGUGGGAGCAGAGUGUGGUGAAAUGGUCGCUGAGGGUGAUGUCCGUGUGGUCCGGUGUGGAGGGAGCAGGCUGAAUUAUCGGAAGGCAGUGUUUACUGCAGACGGCAAGUGAGUUAUAUGGGAAGAUACUGUAUGGCUGAUCUCCAUGAGGAUCAGUGUGCUCGCUCUCACCAACAUUCCUAGUGCUCUAUACGUGCCCAGGGCACACACUCUGACACUCUGAUAGUGUACUUGGUGGACAUCAAAUGCAGGCAGGACAAUGUGACUAGCCAUAUGUUUACAUCUAGAAUGUAUGAGCAGGGCCACAUUUAAAAAAAAAAAAAAUAAUAUAUAUAUGUAUGUAUGGCAUUUUGUCAAUUACUUGCAAUUACAAACACUACUGUACAACAGCACUGCAGAAUAUGAUGACACUUUUAAAAAUAUUAAGGGUUAUUCCAAGCACUAUAACCACUUCAGUUAUUUGAAGUGCUCAUGGUGCCUGGAGUCUAUAUGCGCAGCAUUUCACUUUGAAACGUUGCACAUACAGAGUUUAGCCCCUUGGCUUGUAGUUGUAACUCCACCUCUGGUAGCGUCAUGGAGAUGUGUUUAGCCAGCACAGAUCAAAAGUUCCGUGUUGGCUAAUGUCAAUGCUGUGUGAAUGUUUUUUGCACAGUGUGACAUUUAUUGGCUGAGAGCGGUCAGCUGACGCUUUUUACCAAUUAAUGGCAGCUGGAUCAGUUUACAUCUUCUGCAGAAGCUGGAAUCAUGUCAGCAGAGGAGCUUGAAGCGUCUGAGCAUGGCGUUGUUAAACAGAUUGCCCCAUUACCAGGGAACAGGGCCAGGGUGCUCCUGGCAUUAUGACAAUAAAGUCUGAACUAGAAACACAGGUGUCAGGAAUACAAAUGUGUAUUCCUGACAUCACACCAUUUUAGUUGUCUGAAACCCCCCUGUGCCUGUGUUAAAAAGUAAAAAACUUACCAUUAUUAGAAGGCUGCGCGGCUCUGCCACUCAUGUCUCCGCCCCAGCCUCCUUGCCUCAGAUCAUCAAAACAACACACUGUGACAAUCAGCAUCUGCCAAUGCAUCUCUAUGGAAAGCGUUCAGUGUCUCCAUGAAAAGUGUGGAGACACUGAACAUCUGUGCUGCACAUUGUGCAGAACUAACACAGGAAGCACCACUAGUGGAAAUUUGAGUGACUGCCACUAGAAGUUUUUCUGAAGCAGCAAUCUGAACACUGCAUUUUCUCUGAAAAUGCAAUGUUUACAUUUAAAUUCCUGCAGAGACAUACUAUAUACACCAGAACAACUUAAUUAAGGGGACACUCCAGGCACCCAGACCACUUCUGCCCAUUGGAGUGGUCUGGGUGCCAAUUCCCAUCACCCUUAACCCUGCAAGUGUAAUUAUUGCAGUUUUGUAUUUAUCAGACAGCCACUAGAGGGACUUCCAGGUUCUUAAAACAUGAAAAGUGUUUUAAACGACGCUGGAUGACCUCACGCUAUGCAUGAGAACCUCCUGCGUCGCCAGAAUCCCCAUAGGAAAGCAUUGAAUAAUGUUUUCCUAUGGGGAGGUCUAAUGCACGCACGCGUUGCCAUUUUCCCCCGCGGGGUAGGAGCGUGGGCGGAGCCUGACCCAGCUCCGAGGGACAUCGGGGCUUGAUUCAGGUAAGUCACUGAAGGGGGUUUUAACCCCUUAAGCAAUAUAAGAUGGGGCGUGGGAGGGACGGGGGCACUGCAGUUUUCUUCAGUGCCAGGAAAACAAAUCCGUUUUGUUUUGUUGUUUUCCUGGCAUUGGAGACUCCCUUUAAGCUGUAGUGGUUGUAUUAACUACAGUGUCCCUCUAACUUUGUUAAAUGGAAUUCGUUGACCAAAAAGUAAAAUAUUGCAUGAAAUAAGAUGGAAUAUUCUUCUUAAAGGGACACUAUAGUCACCAGAACAGCUACAGCUUGUUGUAGUUGUUCGGGUAUCUGUUUACAUUACUGCCUGUGAACUAGGGAUCGACCGAUAUUGAUUUUUUUUUAGAGCUGAUACCAAUAAUCUGUGAACUUUCAGGCCGAUAGCCAAUAACUUGCCGAUAUUCUGUACAUUUACCAUUUUGAAAAAAUAAACUAUUUCUAAAGGUAAAUGCAAAAAAUAUACAUGCAGUGGAUUACGUGUAGUGGAUGCAGUGUGUAUUUGUGUAGUGUGUAUAUAUAGUGAAUGCAGUGUUUGUGUAGUGUGUGUAUAUAAUGAAUGCAGAGUGUUUGUGUAGUGUGUGUGUUUCUGAAGGGAUGUAAUUUGUGUAAAAUGGGGAGUAGGCAGGUAUUUUUUAUUUUAUUAAUAUAUAAAUGUUUUUUUUUUUUUGUCCCCCCUCCCUGCUUGUUGCCUGGCCAAGGAGGGGGGCUAUGGCAUUCCUUGAUGGUCGAGUGGCAUGUACUGAGCAAUGGGGGCCCGCAGCAAGCUGUCACUUACCUUCCCAGCAGCUCCCCUGUGUAAAUCUUGCGGUCUGCGUGCCGCGCGGAGCAUUGCCAUGGUAACCUGUGAUACCACUCUGACAGCCGCGGGACUCUCAAGAUUUACACAGGGAGCUGCUGGGAAGGUAAGUAACAUCUUGCUAUGGGCCCGGCGGUCCUGUUAUGUAUUAUCGGCAAUAUCGAUAUCUUUAUUGGCCGAUAUUGCUGAAAAUACCGAAGAUCGGCCGAUAAUAUCGGUGAAACCAAUAAUCGGUCGAUCCCUACUGUGUACACCUCCAGUGGCAGUCACUCAGACAGCCACUAGAGGUGCUUCCUGGGUCAGUGUUUCCCAUACUGAUGCAUCGAUUCAGUGCAUCUCUAUGAGGAAAUGCUGAUUGGCGCAGCUUUUUUGCUGCGCAUGCGCAAUAGCCUCAGCGUUGAAUUGGACAAGACCAGACAGGGCCAGCCACGGUGAGGUACACAAGGUUAGUAUAAUUACCUUUAAUCUCCGGAUAAAGGCGCAGACUUAUAUAUAGCAGUCCCCCAAGGCCACAGUUAUAGGUAGGGCUUCACCAGUCACAAUCACUUCAAGCUGGUCGAUUCUAAGAGAGGCCGUUAUCCCGCCAUAUUGCUCAGUGCGCCCAAGUCUCACUGCCUAAAUCAUAUUUAGCACAUCUCAAGUCUCUUGGCACUUAUAUCUACUGUCACCAACCUUGGUAGUUUUUCACCACUAGGCAUUAUAUAGCUUGCUUGUUAAUGCUGAGUUAAAGGGUAUAGUAUUAAAUAUACCUAUUGAGAUGUCAUUGGUUCAGUUGGUCCACUCUUUGAUAGCUAAUCAGGUGCCUCAAAUCAGGGUGACAAGCUUUCCUUAGUUAGAACCCCGUCUAUGGGUAGCCAGACGAACAUUGGUGAGUACAAGCUCCCUCAGAUCAUGGACUGUUGCCAAAAUUACGGCAGAGUAAUUCUGGAGUUGCAAGUUGUGACUUCAAAUAUCUUUGCAAGCUCCAUCAGUAAGACGCAUCAUUUACAAAAUAUCCGUGCAUGCCUAAGAGAGGAAGGCUGUUUCCUACAAUUCCAUUGCCACCUAUAGCAACUGGCCUAUGUUGCUGUGUUUCACCCUAAAUUAUCCCAGUGCAUAUCCAGCAGAUAUUUCAAUCCAUGUUGCAUGUAGCCCAAAACCCCUUUAUGCAAGUGAUAGGGACAGAAAUGAAGCUAUAUGUGUGAAGUUUGUAUUUGUUUUUAAUCUGAAAAGUAUGGACUCUUGAGUAUGGUCUCCUCUGAUGGCAAUAUCGCACAUUUAGUGGUGGUGCAAAUAAAUUGAUACUUCAUUUCUAGUGCUGAAAUUACUAUACUGUCAACACUUUAAAAAUGUAUGCUUUUAUAUUCUUUGUUAGGUACCUCCUGUGUGUUUCCGGUGAUUUCAUCAAAUUAUAUAGCACAUCCACAGAAGAAUGCAUUCAUGUUUUACAAGGUCACAAGAACGUGGUCACUGGCAUUGAACUUAACCCACAAAACCACUUACAGGUAGGAUAAUCCGUUCUUUACCAACCAACACAGACACUGGUUCUAUGUAAAUUGGAAAUGAGAAACCUGCAGCUCUCCUGAUAUUGAUAAAAAAUAUAUAGGUUUUCCAAUAAAUCUUUAUAAAGGUUAAGUCCCUCCGCCACCUGUGAAUACAUUCCAAUCAGACAUUUUGCUUACUUUCCAGCACAACAAAAACUAGAGUACUUGUGGUCUAGAUGCUUUGAUAAUCUUCUGUCGAGUGUGUCUAAUGCUUGCUCCAUUAUAUAGGAACUGUUUCUUUCCAUUCUAACAUCAAUGUGCUGACAAUGAAGCUAAAGUGUCAGUGUCGCAUAGAAAUCUAGUGCUGGCCCACCUGCGCCAAUGUUGCAUUAUGGGAUGCAGGCAGGGUAAAUAGUUUACCUUCCAUUCCAGAAGACCUUUUGAGAAAAGGGCAGGUAUGGCUAAUGGGGUGGAGUUAUGCUUGCAGAAAGCUGUAAAAUUUCAAAACCUUCUUCAGUCCCCUAGAUUGGAUGAGUUAUUAACUAUAUGGCUUUUUAAGAAGUCAAACCAUUUUAAAAUGGCGUUAAAACUUGGCUGGGCUUCUAUUCUCCUCUGCUCUGACCCAUUCUUCAGAUGCCACUAAAGCUGCAUUCCCUACGUCCACAUUAGUGAAAUUGGUUGUUCUGAUGCCCCAAAGCACAAUGUGUUUGUUCAGAUCUAGAAUGACAGAUUGGUCAUGACUGUUUCAUGGAUGAAUGUUGGAAGACAGUCCAAGUGCUCAAAGUAGAGGUGUUCCUGGACAACCAUGAUGUUAUGUGCAUACUCAAAGUAGGGUACUGGCAGUAAUAUUUUGUGAGUCAGUGCUCCCUGGUUCCAAGCUUUUUGUAUCCUGUGUUUUUGCGUGUAGGUAUCUUAAUGUCCCUAGGAGGCAGAAUUCUAAAGCACAGACGGUUUCAUGCUGAAUCUUUUAGACUCCAAUGUCUUUAAAAUAAUAAAUGAUCUGUGUACUUGUAUAUUGUAAUUAUUAUAAUGCCUUAAUUUGAUAUUUGCGUGUUUUUAUCACUUCCUCAGCUUUAUUCAUGUUCGUUGGAUGGUACUAUUAAAUUAUGGGAUUUCAUGGAUGGAAUCUUAAUAAAGGUAUGUUGUACUAUCAUUCUUGCAUAUUAAUAGCUUCUGAUACACUAAUAUUUAUUGUGUUAGUCAUUUUAGCUCAUGAACUACUCCAGGAGUAUCUUUCCAUUUUGUACCAGUUUUUUCCGUUCACUUUUACUUUUUGAACUGUGUAUUGCCUGCAUAGAUUUGGAACUCCCCUUAACUCCAUCAAUGACAACAUUAUAACUUCAUGGCAUUGGUUAAACCUUUCCUUUAUAAAUCUUGGGGAAAAAGUUAGAACAGAUUUUAAGUAUACUUAUGAUCCCAAAGUACCUCUUAGCUGUUCGUGUACUGGUCUGUCCCAUGCCAUUUGCACAUUGACAGAUUGAUUAUGAAGUCAAUUCCAGUGGCAACCUUUUGUUAGUUCUAAUUAUUAUUUUUUUCUCUCCCCGUGAAUAAGGAAUACGUUGUUGUGGGGUGUCUAUCUGUAGCAAUCUAUGUAUAGAUAAAUUAAUAUUGUGCUUGCAACUCUAAAGAUUACAUGUAAACUCAGUCUGUGGUUGUGUGUUUUGCUGGGACAGUACUUGUUAAUGAAGAGGCAAACAAUCCUUUUAGAUGCCAAGAAAAUUUUAAGUCCAGCUCUUGCCACAACUUCUUCCAUAUCAUGACUUCCUCUAUCUCUUUGGGAAAAAUUGCAUUACUCUCGAGCGACACAUUUUGCUGGAUUGUACAGUUUUUACGUAAUAAAUUGGUUUCCAUGGUGAUUGCUCCACCAUUGUGCUAAUUAACCCCAAAUAUUAUAAAAAUAAUAUAAUUAAAUACAAUAAAAUAUAUUUCUAAUAAAAUAUAUGUCUACAGUGUAUUUAAUAUGGAAAAAACACAAUUUGUGAUUAUGUCAAAAGUAUACAUUUUAGUAUGAAUACUUGCAGUCUUUUUACUGGGAGAUUUUCAUCACAUUGCGUGUGCACAGCACACACGAACAAGCAUACAUGAAUAAAGUACUGCCAAAAUGAUCAAACUUUAGAGAAGAUAAAUAUGUCGCUUCUAAACAAUUCAUUAAGUUACAGAUCUUUCAGAGCUACUUGUAAGAACUACGCUACUGUAAGUGAAAUUGCAGAAUAAGUCACAGGGAUUUUGGGGGGUGUAAAAGGCUUAGUCUGCCACUGUGCUCUCUAUCUACGUUAAUAGCUCUUAAAUGGAAUCAGUGGUCACUAAAGGCACCCUUUUUUUACAUUGUAUAGAUAAUGCAUUACAGUGUUAAAAUACACCAUGUUUAAAGAUCCUGAAGCUGCACAACUUAGUAAAACUGACUGCAACUUCAAGACAGACCUGUUUCUCCCCUAGAAGAGACUCUACCAGUCAGUAGCCUCUCAUCCUAUUCUAGGGGUUUGAUCUCACCCAAUAAGUAAUUUAUCUCUCAGCUGCAGUUUCAUUCAUCUCAUAGGAUGAGUGGAUCUACUCUGUAAACUGUGCAGUCAUACCACAGCUGCUGUCAGAGUGUGUGUGUGUGUAUAUAUACACACACACACACACACACUGUCUGGUUAACAGUUGUUGUGCGGUUGUUGUUUUUUUUCCCAUCAUGUGCUUCAUAUAGUUUAUAAUUUUCGAUACCUUUAACCCCUUGCAAACGAAGACAAUUGUCCAAGUUGUGAACCAAAACAAAACCCAGAAUUUGUAUUCUGUGUUUCUUCCAGUGUAAUUUAAGGGACCUUCACCUGGAUAGUCUAUUCAGACUAUCGGGAAUCAUCUAUGGACUAAAUCACCACAUUGAUUUAAAAUAUUUUAGGGCUAUAUGCAGUGCUCAUUUUGAGCUGAAUACAACUCAUUGGUCAGUCAAUGACUAUUAGAUUUGACCCUACUCACACCAGACUUUCAAGCCAGAGAUUUAAAUUCUCGGUUUUAAAUAGCUUUAUGCAGGACUGACUUUGAGCACUGCAUAUCUGUCAAUCUGGCACCACUGAAUAACUGACAAACUGGGACACCUGACAAUCCCCUGGUGUGAGCAGGGAUUUAACUUUGCUUACAUCAAAACAGUAGAACCUGUCUUUACCACUAAUGUCAUCUAAGCCCAUGCUGUGUAGAAUGUACUGAUCAUUGCCUUCUCUUUUGUGACCUAUGACCCAUGCAGUGCAGUCGCCACAAUUCUCUUAUCUGAUGCUUCACGUAGAGCUCUAAUGAAUCUAGUGCUUCUCUAUAACUUUGGAUAUAUUCGUUAUCUACAUGCUUGGGGUGAUGCCGCACUUUCAAAUAUUGUUCAAAUUAUGAAUAAUGUUUAAAUAUUGUGUUGUUUACACAAAAUGUUCCCUAAAACAUCAAUGUUUAACAUAUUAUGAACUGCAGCCAGAAUAGACCCUAAAUAACCUACCAGAGGCUUCCUAUUGAGAAGCCUCUGAAUCAAACCUGGUCUGAGAAGGAGGUAUGCUGGGACAGGCACGUGCGCUAACUUCUGUUAGCUCAAGGGAGCUAAUGGAAGCAAUAAGUAAACCUUCCUGGCUGCCUGGCAACCAUGGGGAUGUUUGACUAAGUAUAAAAGUGCCCAUUUCUAUGACAAAUUACAACUUUUAUAAAGUGCCUUUGAAAUGGGAUACUCCUCACUCUUCUUUGCUUUGAGUCCUUUACAAUUAUGUUUUUUUGAUGAACUGAAGGCUUUUUAAAGGGGACAGUCUAAACAAAAUAACCACUACAACUUAUUAUAGAGGUUAUGGUGCCAGCGAACCAUCUUGCUUCUAUUUCAAACUGUUUAACUAGAGGGGUCCAUACUCCUUAUAUCCUAAAAAGAGACCGUCAGGUUUGUCCUUUAACGCAUCUUUUCUGCUAUUAAGAGAGUAAAAAUUAUUUUACUUGGUUCAAGCUGUUACUCCAAAACUUAUCUUUUGUAACCAUGUUAUUUACUUUCAGUCAAAUGUAUGAGUAUUCAUAUUGUGAUUGAGAAGAAUAUUUUAUGUUAUCUUUCCCUCUUCAUUUUAACUACACUUGGGGCGGAGGAUUUUUUUUUUUUAUUAUUAUUGAUAAUAAUCGAAAUUUCUCUAUCUUUUCAGACGUUUUCAGUUGGGUGCAAGCUCCUUGCUUUGUAUACUGCUAAAAAUGGAAAUUGUGUGUAUGCAAUCACGCCUAAAAAUAACAACGAAGCCUCAGGUAGGAAGCGUCACCUUUAUAUAAUUAAAUCAAAAUGUGAAUGUAUAGUUGCUAAUUAUUAAUGUCCCUUUCUGGUUACGCACUAAAACUGAGCAGUUCAUAUUUCAGAGGAAAUACUAUCCAUUAAACAGCGCAGAUUGUAACUAAUCAAUAGCUCUUUUUUCCAGCAUUACUGUUUUAACUUUGGCAUUGGUGCUUGGCUGUCAACCGACUCUUCAGUUAAUAUAUACUUGGAGUUGUAUGAGGACAGUAGAUUGAUGGACAGCACAGAUUUACAUUUGGUCAGUGCUCAUUUUGCAUUCCUAGUAAUUUCAUAGUAUUUUUGGUGUUCCAUUUCUUUCUGCAGACACAUUUCAGCUGAUUUCAAUAAAAUUGCCAAAGUCAGUGGAUCAGGAAUGUGAAGUCACACAGCUCUCUGUAAUAUUUGACGACGUCAGUGAAUCACCCAAGUGUACAGCCGUGGGAAGAGAUGUAAGAUUUAUUUUGCUAUAAUUUUUUGUUGUGUGUGCUUUUUAUUUCAGCCUGUAGAGUACAUCUCAAUGCUCCAUUAUCCAUAGGACUAAACACUUAUGAAAAAGCCUAAAACACUGUCAUUAAUAAUCAGGGCUCUUUUUUUGUUGUUAAUGGUUUGAUUUGAAUUGUAACACUCUUCUAAUCAAUUUUACAGAACUAAGGAAGUUUAGGUUGGCCCUUUCCAAGGGAGUGGGGAAAGAGGGAAAAGGAAGGGGGAUCUAUGCAUCGUAUUAUUCAAAUUAAUCAUGUUUAGCUACAUCUUCUGUCUUUGUAAUGUUUUUGAUGCUUGAUGUAUUGUUAUAUAUAUAUAUAUAUAAUAUACAUAUACAUAGCUUGGAGUUGUGGGGAUGGAUGAUCCUGCCUAUAUACGCUCAAACUUACCUCCAUACCGGGCCGACGUUGAUUGGUCACUUCUGGUUCCGUUUUUCCACCAGAAAGCGCCAACUGCGACAUAUCCCGCUCACCUCCUGUCCUGGCAUUGCCAGGGAAAUUCCCCUUGGGUGGCACUCCUGGGCCCAGCGACAGUCAGAAUUCCACACAGGCCUUGAGGAAGGCCCACGCACCGUGGAGCAGAAACUCCAGCCACGGCCAUUUGUACACAGCCACUCCCAGCACGCUAAAGCCACUAAGCUUCCGGGGCAUCCUCCUGAACUUCCAGGGCAGCGUCCAGGCGAUCAGUAAUCGGAAGUAAAUAUGAACGUGCCAAAACCACAGAUCGGGUUUUGGCAUACGCACGAACGCAACUCAGGGGGUACUUAAGUUACACACGCAAUAUUUUCUCACAAACUGUUGAAGCUCGCAUAUGAGUGAGUAAACUAACACGGGUUGAAACUACUCAAAACACACUUGUACUAACGCGUCAAAAGCAAUACAAAACACACAUUUAAACGAGUUAACACUAAACGCAUACGCAUGUAUACGAACCAGCAUUACAUCACCAGUUGCACAGGCAUCAGUACAGAAGAGACCACAGGCUGCUAGUCUCUCCUGCACAUGACAGAAAACAUUUCAUUUGUCUCAAACAGUGUUCCAAUGCUUCAUGUAAUAACACAUGGCAACACCGCCACCUACUGGCACACUACACGGUAUUAAUCGGCGGGAAAUGCAAAUUGGUGGGAACGCAAUGGUUAAUAAGCUGGAAUGGUUACAAAAUAGACUCGCAUUGUCCUUAUUGUAUUCACAGAAUACUGUUCAAUACUUAUCGCUCAUCAACUAGUCACUUUCAAUUCUCUUGGAUACACGGUACGUUAAAAGUUGGGCAGCAACUAGGGAGGAGGACGGAGGGAGAGGUCAAGUCACAAUCUGGACAGUCAACUAAACACUUAGUAAGCCUCUGUCCUAGCUCCAAGUAUUAAUACGGGCAUGCUAGGGGUUAAUAUCAGUAUAAGAGCGUCUUGACAUGUCAUAAAUAGGGUUAAUUACAGUCAAAACUACUAUCGGCCUACAGCACCAGCUCAAACGGAUACGCAAGUGUCUACCCGUAUACGCGAUAUGUACCUCAUAUAUACAAUCCGCAAACCACUUACCAGGUACAAAGCGUAAUUUAAAUAAUAUUAGCACUAAAUAUUGGAAAUUAAGGUAAGCCUCAUUUUAAUACCCAGGAAAAUAAUUCCUGGCGGUUAUACUUUUCGUUAAACAUGUAUAUCAAGGCCUCACUCUGCCUGUUAUGUUCACGGAUCAGGCUUAUUUAGACAUGGCAGCGGACCCACGUUUGGUCCUCCUUAUAUUUUUACAUCCAUGUAGUGACUUCUAUAGUACUAUCUGCUUUCCAGCUUUUACAAUUACUCCACUAGGCCACUGACAAUUCUUUUAAUUGGGUUACUAUUCACUACUUUGGCAACCAUUGAGGUGGGAUUACAGGACAUCCAGUGCUAAUUAUACCAUGCAGGGAUUAAUACCAGCUCUUAAACAUAGUAUCUUCCAGGUGUACCCUUUCAUUAAUUUCGUUAUCACUUCAGGUUACCGAUCAUCAUGCAGUCACUGUAAUACUAUGUUGUCAAACAUCAGGCGAUGUUAAACUCACAUUAGGCACAUUUCAAAUACAUUGGUUACCAAUCAAACACGACUAUGUCAAUCACUACAACUACGAUUCAGAUUUAACCAUUUUGCAUGUCUGCUAAAAGAUACGGUAAACUAGAGUUUCCCACUUGUUUCAUAUUAACGUCGAGGCCUCACUCUGUCUUCAUUACGAGUACUGAAUACAAUUCAAACCCUUAUCAUUUACCAGGAGCUUGCCUCUGCAUGUUACUUUACGUUCAAGAUAUACAUCGGUUUAAUGACUUUCUGGCAUGAUAUCUGUUUUCUGUUUAGAUACAUUACAACCGUAGACAUUCUUAGGAUACAGACUAUUUGCUUUCCCAAGCCUAAUUUUUGUCAUACCGACACAUCUUGUCUUUAAAUUUAAAACCACAAUCAGACUCUCCUCUUAACGUCCCGCUUACAAAAAGUGCAAAUUUUUUUACCCGUCUGUUAGCAACUGCAUUCUCCUUCUAAUUUUUUGGUCCAUACCACUAUCGGUGGUAUCAUCAGGUUCCAGUCCUUCUCUCUCUGACUCUAUCCAGUUGCUCACGCACAUACGUUUACGUUAACACUCGUUCCGCGAGGCUCUCCACCUCUACACGGAGGUUUCGCCCAACUCCUAGUUAGUGCAUACUCCUCUACAGGGUCGUAGUCAGGGCCUCACAUGUCAUGGCCACAAGUAUUGACUCUUUUACCAUCACCGACAGGCCAACACCCCGCUACAACACAUUGUAGCUACAAGCCACACGGCCCAAAUCAUAGAGCCUCUCACAGCCGCUUGGCAACUAGCAGGACCUCACGAUCAAUAAGUACUCAGUGUGUUCGCUUAUCGGCGCUAGUUGGCAACACAGCUCUACUUAAGGGAUAUUAUUGAUUUGUUUCUUUUUGUUUUGCAUUUUUACUCUUCAUUAAUUCCCUUACAGGAGGCUGCAAGAAAUAGUGCCUUGAGACGUUCUAUAGCUAUAUAGACCCUGUCAUCCCAGGUCCCCCGCAGAACUCUCUGUCCCUGCCACUCCCACGGCCUUGGACCUUGCUUAAUUUUGACGGUUGAGCUACAAGUUAGGAGGCACCAUCUUCACGGCCACAGCCGUAAAGGGCAAAUAUACCCGAACAAACUGGUCAUGUCCUAGAGCGGCGCAUGCCAGUAGUUCAAUUAACUCACCAUAGUAAUCAGCCAAUUUCAGUCAUCCAUAGCAUCACAACGGUGCCUGUUUCCACAUACGAUACUAGGUCCUCCCUAAGCCAUUUCGACUUUUAUCAUACAUCAUUCUAGUUAGUCCCCUAAAUGGCCAGAUGUCGCAACGCUGAAGUGGCGUUAGGCUUACACUUGGGUAUAUAUACUCUGUUAAACAACAUUAAUUUUAACUGGUUAAACGUUCACCAUACACAUGCACCGACAAUUCCACAUAGGGUUUUUCUUCAAAAUCAGGUUUUGCUUUAGAUUUAGUUUUUCGUUACGUGAGGGUUGUUGGUUUUGGUAACUUCCAAGACGUGUUUAACAGGUUUACAAUACUGCUGAAACCGUCAGUACAGCUUUAUGAUCCACAUAAACACUUUAAUCAUAGGUUCUAAUUGGCAUCGCUUUAAUUACCAAAAAUUUCUGACUUCUCCAAUAUCACUAUUCACUAAUCAGCCUCCGGGCUAUGCAAUUUCAGUGUAGGCCAACACGGGCGUACGUAUCAGGCAAUUACCUGCCAUCAAUACGGUCUCGUUACAGGUUCACAUUUCACAUACAAUCUAUAGUUUAAUCAUUUUUAGAAUUUUAGGUAUGACACAAUGCUGCAUUGGUUUUCAUCUCAUGUCAUAUGCUGUUCAACGUGUGUAUGACACCUGGUUGUUUCUGGUCAUUUAUACUAAUCUUCCUUUUUGAACAGUAUUACCCCAGUCGGCCACGUUACUUACCCCCAAAUUGUUUUGCAAACGUAUUUAUAGGGUCGUCACUCAGAUGUUUACUACAAUUUUCAUUAAACACCGUAUGGGGCAAGUAUUCAGCAGACUACACUUUCUCAACGUACAAUGUACUCCUCCUGCUUUUAUAAGGCAUUUCAGUUAUGACUUUUGGAGGUUACCAUAGUUCACUAGCACCAAGUCUCGCCAUGCCGGACUACCCUCAUUACGGGUAAGUAGGCCUUCAUGGCAUCUACGCUUAGCUCGACAGAUUAGGUUCAAUCGAUCAGGUACACAAUAACCCUUUAUUCCCGGGACGUCAAGAGACUUACUCUUUCUACUUAACCCAAGCAUGGUCCACCCUACAUAUACAUUCUACCAUUUCAAUCAAUUUAUGUGUUCAUGCUCAUUUACGUUCUUUCUCUACGUUUUUGGUCUAAGGGGAAUUGACUUCUCUCACGACUGCCGGUUGUACAGAAGUACCUCACUUGUUCUCCCUAGGAGACAUUAACUGGGCCAUCUUUCAACAAUACCUCCGCCCCUUUUUCGGGAUCUACCCCAUAGUGACAACACCUGGACACUCUUAACACAGCAGCUGACACCCCCUCUCGUUCUAACCCACAGGGUUCUGCAAGUACAUCCCACAGCCUGCGAAUCCCAAACAAACCACAACUAUUCCAGGAACUCAUCCUGGACAAGCAGUACUCUUGGUGUACUGGAGAAUACUAGCACAAACUGCACUUUCAGCGAACACGAGGCGCUCAUACAAUCACGCUCUCAUUGUCAUCAACAGAUUCCUUACCAAAUACCAAAUCAAAAGCCCGUUGACAUUAGAUACUAUGGUGGCAUUAAUCUCAUUUUGACUCCUAAUAUUAUAGUCUCGCACAAUACAAUAAAACUAACAGGCAUACAACACAUCCCCCAAUCACAGUACCUUUACGUCACCAAACACAAUAAAACAUUUUAAGAUGCAUCCUACGACUAGUAGGUCACAAACCCAUGAAACGACAACCAAUAGACGGCAUAAAGUGCAGAACGUUAUCCGACAUAUAGGAUACGCAACCGUUCGAAACAGAAACAAAUAAGACUAUUAAAAUCGCUAUAAUUAUCGCCGCUUACGUGUUUUAUGGCCUAGUGAAUUCACAGUAGAGAAAGGCAAACGAUACUACCAACAUGCUAAAAUAGCUGACCUAAACGAGGAGGGAAACACUAUGUUUUGAAACCACGCCAAUCUAAAAAUCAAUCCAGCGGGGCCGCCUGGCAACAUACACCUGUUCCCCACUGGUAACAAUGACACCCAGUUCAAUUACUUGACCAUUCUCACCUGGCCCUGAUAGGUCAGGACAAAAGUGCUCCCCUACCAAGCUUACACAGUAACCCACUGACAAUAUCAAUCAUAGUAUACAUAGGAACUUUACUUACUAAAUAAUAGUUGGCGAGACGUCAGCUUUCACAGGCCAUUCUUUUAAUAUAGGGGCAGCAACAACAGUCUCUAGUCAAAACGUACCAGGACACAUAGUCAAAGACUGGGAUGAUGGAAAUUGUCUGCAUACAACCGGCAAACAUUUAAAGAGUUAGCCGAAUAUUGAAGAACUGUCAUAUCUUCACGAUCGUUAAAUACAAAUACAUACGUACUAAAGGUGGUAUGGUUGCCUUCUUUAUUUACAGGCCCGCCCACCCGAACAUCGGUUUCGGCACACCACAACCCGAAUUUAGUUAAUGUUAUGGUUAACGUUUACUCUGUUUGUUUCCCUGACCACAAAUAUAAAUAUACACAUAUAUAUAUAUAUAUAUAUAUAUAUAUAUAUAUAUAUAUAUAUCUAUACAUAUAUCUAUCUUAAAGGACCACUAUAGUGCCAGGAAAACAUACUCGUUUUCCUGGCAUUAUAGUGCCCUGAGGGUGCUCAAUAUUAAGUCAGCGCUGAUCCCAGUAAUCCCAUCCUGCUCUCUGAUACCUGAGCUGCAGACUACAUGCUCCCUCACUGGAGGACCCGGGACUUUAACCCAAAUAGAUUACCAGCGAUGAUUGCCCCAUCCCUGAUGUCAGCUGUUCAGUAAAGGGGCAGAGCACACACAUGUCACCCACAGCUAGCAAACAUCACACAUGUCACCCACAGCCAGCAAACAUACACACAUUACACACUGGCAGUGUGUACAUCACAGACUUAGAGAGUGAGACACCCAGGGUUAUUCACUAAACUUUUAAUUUUCACCAAUAAAAUAUGAAUAGAAAAACUAAGGCGAAAGAUUGUGACUGUAGAUUGGAUUGGAGAUUUUAGUAACUAACCCUCUCAAUGUCCAGAGGUCUGGCCAGUCUAGUAUUUUAGAUUAUGAUGUUCAAGUUGACUGAGCUACCACGUUAGUCCUUCGGACAAGUAGAUUUUUAAAACAUGUAUUUAUAUUUUAACAGGCCAGUACUCUAAAAUGUUCUUGGGUCAUUGGCAGCAAUGUCUGCCUGGUUAAAAAGAAACAAGGAUAUAGAAUACAGAGGAAAACACAGUUCUAAAAGAUUUGGCUGAUAGGUACACAUCAGUCAUUAUGCUAUUUUAUUUUUACAAAUUAUUUUUAUAUAUAUUCUGUUUUUAGGGUGAAUAUAUUGCGACAGCCAGAGGACUUAACCUGUUUGUGUUCUAUUUGAAAAGCAAAAAACAUUUCAGGUAAGAUACAUUAUGACCUUUCAAUCCAUUUGUGAAUGCGAAUUCUUGAUUUACACCAAUAUUCAUGUUAAAAAGAGGCAAUUUGUGUGUUGAAAUCAUCUUUAUUUUUUGAUGUUUUUAAAGGAUACCUCUAAGUGCAACCUCCAAAAAAGGCACCAAUAACAACUUCACGGUUGUGACAUGUCACCCAGAAGAAGACUGUAUUGCCACAGGACACAAAGAUGGAAGAAUACGUCUUUGGUGAGUCCCUCAUUUGACCAAUAAUGGUCUAUUCACUAAACUAGGGAUUGUGGAGAAUUGGCAAAAGAAUUGCAUGUUAUAUGGUGAAAUAGCUAAGCUGAAAAAUUACAAUAACAACUUCUUUAGUGACGGUAUAUAGAUCCUUAAACAUUAAAUUAAUUAAAUUAUACUUAUGUAAUCAAACUUAAUCUUAAAGUGAUCAUAAAAUGUGUUCAUAAAACUGCAAUUAAUCUAAAAAAAAAUGAAGAAAAAUGCAUCCUUCUUGACGUCAUAAUAUAUUGGCAAUCAGAUUUCUCCUUAGAUUGACAAGCUGUUCCCACACAUUUUAAUGAUAUCCUCAAAUGUUCUGUUUUUCUGACCUUCUAGACAUACUAUUCCUUAGCCCAAAAUGCAGAACUGUGAAUAUCGUCUGCCAUUUGCCUGCGCAGUCUCCUAAGUUAUAUUUGCUAUUCUUAAAGUAAAUCAGAUAUCGUUUUCCUAAAUAUGUUUGAUAUAUUUGUGAAGAUAUGAACCAGUUACAUUACAACAUUGAAUAACCACUUAUACUAAUGAACUAUCACAUCUAAAAUGAGUAUUGUUUGAUGAAAUAAUUUAUUUUUCCUAGGAGAAAUUUUAACCACAAACAAGAGUACACAUACACUUCCUUACACUGGCAUCAUGAUGCUGUAAUGGAUCUGGCUUUUUCAGCACAAGGUCGGUAUACUUUUAUAUUGAGAGAGAUUUAUUAUAUUACUUUACUCUUGUAUUCCAUCAGUGAACCACUUGGGGGCAGAUUUCUAUUAAAAUGUAUGUCUCCCACUGUUCUAUUCUUGGCUGGAGAACUGUUUUGUUUACCCAGCCUCUAGUGGUGAUCUAACCCGAAGAAUUUGGGUUCCUUUUCCUUAGAGCUGAAUCCUACCUCAGUUCUUCAUAGAGGCAUGACUUGUGUCUGAGAAAGGAGAUUACAUAGUCUCUGGUGUUAGCUAGAGAGUGGGACUGUCUUUGCAUUAUGUGUGUGAGUUGGUUAAGAUGAAUGGGUUCCUGCCUCUUAACGUUUAGAUCCUGGUUCCAUUUUCAUUCUGAUAACUUGAUUGCUUAUACAUAUAAAACUGUUCUAUGACUAAAGUUCAGUUUCCACCUGCAGGAACAAAGCUGCUAAGCGGAGGAAUUGAGUCAGUACUGGUACAGUGGCCUUUUGGAUCAGAGAGCAAUAGAGAAUAUCUGCCCCGUUUGGGAGCAGCAAUUGAACACAUUUCCACUUCCCCUGAUGGAUCUCUGCUCUGCACAUCACAUGUCGAUAACAGUAAGUUCAGAGCUAAUGGAUGCAGAUACAAUGUGCUCCAUUUUCUAUUUCGUGAUUCUAAAAUCAGUUAAACCUUUGGUAAUAUAAUCUAUGUUUUGAUUUAGGAAUAGUGAUUUACUACCUGACUGAUGUUUUUGUCUGAUAGACAUUUAUAUGGGUGGCCAGAGGGUGUCAAUAUGUUUUGCUGGCAUGCAGCUGGAAAAGCAUCAUGGGAAUUGAAGUUCCACAAAAGCAGAAUAUCUAUUUGUUACCCAAAUCUGGCAUUGCUGUUUUUUUCACCCACCAUAUUCUGCAUGUGGCAUAGCAUUUUACAGCAAUAAAUCUGAUACUCCUUUGUUUCCCAUCCCUAACAAUUAAACAUCUAUCUUGCAAACCCAGUUGUAGAGGAUUAAAUACCAAUUCAUUUCUUUCACUGUAUUGGUAUGAUUAGCAACAGCAGUUUUACAGCCAUAGAUCAAACCUUUAGAAGAGUUUACUUUCUGCAGGGCUUGCAUCAGUUGUACAUUCCUAAGAUACAUAAAUCUCGAAAUGUGUGUAGUUUUGUGUAGACUAAAAUGUUUUCUUUUCUUUUGAUCACCACAGAGAUCUCGAUCAUUAAUGCCAGCUUGAGAGUUUCUGCUAUAAUUCAAGGCAUGGUGAAAGGUAAAAGUACUGUUGUUGAAACUGUGUAUUUUCUUUCUUUUUUUUAUAGAAAAGAACCAUAAAUACUGGAAUGUUCGUAAAGAAAGGAAAUACCUAGGCACACCUGAGGUUACUUCUAAAAGGCAGUCUUUAUUUGAAACAAUUAAGUGGAGACAAAGUUUCGGCUCCUACCUGAGCCCCUUUAUCAAGUCACACUUGAUAAAAGCUCAGAGAGGAGUCGAAACAUCUCCACUUCCUUGGUUCAAAUAAAAAGAAACUUCCUUUUAGAAGUAACUUCGGGUGUACCUGAAUAUUUAUUUUUUGCCAUUUGAUGUCUUCAGGUAUUGACCCUCCCUUUCUGGAGCACGUAUUCCUGCUUUUUUAGUGUGUGCAUUACACUCUUGUUAGAUUUGUUUGUUUUGUUUUUUUGUCGUCAAACAACCGUACUAAUGUCCCAGGCCGUUUUCUGUUCACUUGUGCAGUUAGCCUAGCUGUGUUCUAUACAUAUUCUGUGUGUUCAGUCACACAGCUACAUAGUUUAUCAUUUUAUAAAUGCACAUCAUCGUAUACAUUGUAAUUCCUUUGUUAAAUGCUUUUUCUCAUCUUCUCUUAAUCCUUCUCUGUUGUUGAACCUGCUGGUACAACUUUUCAUUCUCGCCCAUGGAAUGGUCUUCUAUUUUUAUUUUAUUUUUCUGUACCUUUUUCUUGUAUUCCUGUCCUCUCCCUCACCCCCAUAUAGUAAGGUGAACACUAUAGCUUUAGAAAUGAUAGCAUCUCCACUACAGGUAAGAUUGACCGAUCUUACAUCUUGCAGCACUCUGGUCUUGAUGAGCCAAUCGAAUGAAUCCUCCAAAAGGAAUUAUUUAGAGGCUAGAUUGUAUGCCCAGCAAAACAUUGCACUAUGCCAAUCAAAUCCUCUCAUGGAGAGUUAUUUCAACUAUAACCAAGUUUAACUUAGUCAUAACUGUGGAAGCUAUGUGCAAUAUAUGUAUAUUUGUAUUUUUAGUUUGUUUUUGUACAAGAUAUUCCUUGAAGAUAUAGGUAUCUAUUUGUGCGCACCAAUGUUUUGUUGACUUUUAUUUUAUGUAACAUAGAAUGUGACGGCAGAUAAGAACCAUUCGGCCCAUCUAGUCUGCCCAAUUUUCUAAAUACUUUCAUUAGCCUGGCCUUAUCUUAGAGUUAGGAUAGCCGGAUGCCUAUCCCACGCAUGCUUAAACUCCUUUACUGUGUUAACCUCUACCAUUUCAACUGGAACGCUAUUCCAUGCAUCCACUACCCUCUCAGUAAAGUAAUACUUCCUGACAUUAUUUUUAAACAUUUGCCCCUCUAAUUUAGGAUUAUGUCCUCUUGUUGUGGUAAUUUUUCUUCUUUUAAAUAUAGUCUCCUCCUUUACUGUGUUGAUUCCCUUUAUGUAUUUAAAUGUUUCUAUCAUAUCCCCCCAUCUCAUCUUUCCUCCAAGCUAUACAAGUUUCCUGUUAAGUUUUAUCCUACAAUCCAUGUAAUAACUGUGGAUCAACUUCUAGUUGCUGUUUUCCUGAUAGCCGCUAGAGUUGUGUUAACCCUGCAAUGAAAACAUUUCCGUUACUUCAAAAACAGCAAUUUUGUCAGUUGCAUGGUUAAAACCACAGGGUCUGGCAAUCAGACCACAUCAUUGAGAUAAAGUGGUCUGGGUGCCUCUAGAGUCACUUUAAGUAACGUAACCUCUACAGCCUACUGUAGUGGUUAUGGUGUCAAUAUGUCACUGUCACCCUUAUUCCAUUAUAUGUCAAACCGAGGUGCUGGACAGCAGCACCCAGAGGAUCCAUGAGUUGUAUCAAAUCUGUUGAAAACGGUUUGAUAUAUAAUUGGGAGAUGGCACCAGGGUCAUGCUGGAAGCAUAACCACUAUUGAGUGCCUUUAAGUUCUGUCUUUGUUAAACUUAGCUUGCACUUUACACUCACGCUGUUCCCUUUCGUCUUUUCUAGGAAAUGACGUCAAGACGGGCCUGACAAUCGACCCCAGAAGCAAAGCCUUGGUACUCAAUGGCAAACCUGGUCACCUGCAGUUCUAUUCCCUACAGAACGACAAGCAGCUCUACAAUGUAAGCUUCCAGUACUGAGCCAUUAUCAUUUAGCAAACCGAACAUAUGCAAAUCUAGUUAUUAAUUUGAUGUAAUACUUUUUUUUCUGACACAAAACAAGAUGUUUUACAUUAUUACUAUGUUACUAUUUUACUUGUACUAUAUUUGACUGAUUCAAAAUAUAAGGUUAUUGAUGUCUGUGUCCGCAGUUGGAUAUUGUGCAGCAUGAAUUCGUCCAACAAGCAGGGCUGCAAUACUUUGAUUUGGUCAAAGCUGUAUUUAGCACUAGAGGUGACUGGUUAGCGACAGUGGAAGAAUUACAAGGUCAAGAUAUAGAGGGUCUUGAAAUGCAGCUCAAGCUAUGGGAGUUUGAAGACAAGUCCCAAAGGUAAGCAUAUGCUGUGUGUGUAUUAUUAGAAACUAAUCAAGGACAAUUUAUUAGCUUUAUUUUAAAUAUCUGUUGCGCAACACCAAUCUUCACUGCAUGAUCAAAAGUAUGUGAGAACCUGCCAAUCGAACAUAUCAAUGCAAAAUUAUGAGGCGACGUAUGGAAUUGGUCCAUAACGUCCCCAUACAAUUAUCCCUCCUUUACCAAACUUUACAUUGAAUACUGGAGGUUGUGUUCUUAUUGUAUUCCCAUCUACAAAACCCAGAUUCUUCAGCCAAACUUCCAGUUGUUGGGGGUUGGUGGUUGUUUUUUUGUUUUGUUUCUUUUUCUUAGCGCUACCCAGUUACGGUGCAAUCAGUAUAUUGUGUCGGGAAGUGGAACAUCACACCACAGCAUCCCUCACAUUGUGUACUUUUUAGGUGUUAACCAUGAGUAUAGUGUAAGCUUAGAGCCUAGUUUUGUGUUUUUUUUCUGCCUUUGUUUGAAUGUUUCUGGUUAGAUCAGAGGAGAAUGCCUUUUCACUCCUUUUAAAUUCAAGGAUACUUUAGCAGUUUACUUGCUGGAAAAUCCUUAUUGUGAAGCGCCUGAAAAGUCAGUUUGGCUUUUACUUACUUUUACAACUAAUGAAACACAUGUUUGUUUGUGCCAUUAAAGGAACACUAUAGUCACCUAAAUUACUUUAGCUAAAUAAAGCAGUUUUAGUGUAUAGAUCAUUCCUCUGCAAUUUCACUGCUCAAUUCACUGUCAUUUAGGAGUUAAAUCACGUUGUUUCUGUUUAUGCAGCCCUAGCCACACCUCCCCUGGCUAUGAUUGACAGAGCCUGCAUGAAAAAAAAACUGAUUUCACUUUCAAACAGAUGUAAUUUACCUUAAAUAAUUGUAUCUCAAUCUCUAAAUUGAACUUUAAUCACAUACAGGAGGCUCUUGCAGGGUCUAGCAAGCUAUUAACAUAGCAGGGGAUAAGAAAAUCUUACUUAAACAGAACUUGCAAUAAAGAAAGCUUAAAUAUGGCUCUCUUUACAGGAAGUGUUUAUGGAAGGCUGUGCAAGUCACAUGCAGGGAGGUGUGACUAGGGUUCAUAAACAAAGGGAAUUUACUCCUAAAUGGCAGAGGAUUGAGCAGUGAGGCUACAGGGUCAUGUUAUUUACACCAAAACUGCUUCAUUAAGCUAAAGUUGUUCAGGUGACUAUAGUGUAUCUUUAACUCAUGUGAUUCCAGAAUGCAGAAAUAGGUCUUUGAGUGGAUAGGUGCACCAUAUAUAUUACACACUAGGUGACUACUCUGUGGUCUUGCAGCUUAUCUUUUUUUUUUUCUUUCUAUAAAGCUUUGUUUUGAACACCACAAUAAACAUGCCACACGAAGAUCAGGUCACCUGCUUGUGCUUCCAAGAUUCAGAGAUAGAUUCCCCAAUCUUGGUAACAACAGGGAAAGAUGGUCUUUUCAAAGUCUGGAUGCUACGAGACGACUCUGACAUAUACAGUAAGUCCAUAUGCCUGCAUAUUUUCAAAUGAGUUUUUAAUAAUAGACUGUUUUCAAAUAUUUUCCUUCAAGUGCCUCUAAUCAUUUUUGUCGGCUCUUUAAUAGCCGCAAAGAUUAAUGGGACAUGCUAGGCGAUACAAACUAAGCGGCUCAUUGUUGUGCAAAUAGAAGCUUGUACUUUGUGUUCACUGUACUUUCCUGGACCCUAGUUGUUUCCACUGGUCAUUAAUCUACAUAAAACUAAUGUAGAAUUUCUCUGGUAAGCAUUAAUGUGACAUGUGUAUCAAAUAAUGCUUAGCUUGUAUGCUUGAUCACUUAGUCCUUCUUGUCAUAAGUAACAACUGAAUUGUAUCCACAGAUCUGUGGGCAUUUUCCUCUAAAAAUGCAGUAUACUGUUCGAACUGUAGGUGGUGUUCUAUGACUGAGAUAACAAAAUUUUAUAUAACUAUACUUCAAAGUUAAACUUUUAUGCCAUAUUACAUUCUUUUUUUUAUGUCUGUAAUCUUGAAUAAUUUUAUUUUUGUGCAUAAAGCUUGAAUAAUUAUUUUGUGCAACAUUUGUGACUUUAGAAAUUGGGUGACUACCAUAUUUGCAACUGUAAAACGAUAUGUUUCCCCUAUAUUUGCUUUUCUUUAAUAGAUUCAUUCCUUCUAAAAUCAUAGUUAUAUUUGCAUUUAAACAGAUACUCUAGCUCCAUAAUGUGUACUCCUAAGCCAACCACUGCCAUACACACACUACCACAAGUCUUCUUUCCCCUGGCUAUACAGUUUAUUCUGCACCUGCACCUUGUUUAAAGGGCCACUCCAGUGCCCAAAUACAAAAUAAAUGAAAAUCACUGCUUAGUAGAUAUAACUCAAAUGAAAACGUGCAUGUAUUUAAUUAUGCAUUUUUUAUUAGGUGUGUAUAUAAAGUUUGCAAACCCUGUAGAUCUUUUGUCUUCUGCCCUUGAAAGUCCUCCUGCUCAGUGUUCUGGUGGGAAACUUUGGAUCCUGGCAUUCAUGUAGAUGUUCCUUUUACACCUACCACCUACUUAGAGAUUGUUGCAGACCACAUACACCCCUUCUUGGCAAUGGGGUUCCGUGAUGGCAGUGGCCUCUUUUAGAAGGUUAAUGUACCCUGUCACACUGGAAAGAUUAUUAAGGAACAUGACAAAGAGUUCAAGAUUCAAGUCGCCUUGGCCUCCAAAUUCCCCACAUUUCAGUCCAACUUGAUCAUCUGUGGGAUGUGCUGGUGCAACAGAUAAAAUUCAUGGAUGCCCCAGUGUAUAUUUUUGCAUGUCUACUUUGUUGAAACUCAUGGGCCACAAGGUGUUGUAUAAAUAAACUGUAACAAGAAGCAAAUUAACAUUUUUUUUCCGUUCUUUGAACUCCAGAGGAGAGCAGUGGCUGGAUCUGUGAUUUUGUUGGCAGCUACCACGGAAACAAGGCCACAAACUGCUGUUUCUCUUCAGAUAGUUCACUGCUGGCUGUCAGCUUUGAAGAAAUUGUCACUGUCUGGGAAACAAACACGUGGGACCUAAAAGAGACCUUUUGCCAACCCCCUGGAAAAAUAAGGUUAGAUCCUAGUCUUUAGCUUUUCUAUGCUUUGCUCAGCCUUUUAGUACUGACACUAGUGUAAACAAACAUUAAAUAUAUUCUUUAUUUUACUUUAAUAUUACAUUGCUUGACUCAGGUAAUUAAGGAUACUUACAAUGACCUUCACUGGCCCUGGGCAGACUAAACACAAAUAUGGGAAUAUCGUACAUUUUAUUAGGUCUGUGAUGUUUGGAGAAUUUUGAAUCAGGCUGUGCAACUUAGUUUGUCUGAUGUGCUAAUGCUUAUUUAUCCCGCAGAAACCUCUGCUUUGGAAGAAUGACGUCCGCUAAAUACCUUCUUGCUUCUACGGAUGAUGGAUUCAUAAACUGCUGGAACUUGCUCACAUGUGCAUGUAAGGAUAUUGUAGGCUUUGUCAUAAUACUUUUCUUUUUAUUUCCUCCCCAAGUGCUGAAAAUCAUUGGUCUAGCUCAGGGGUGCCCAAAAUGUAGAUCCCCACAUGUGUUCAAAGUACAGCUUCCAUGAUGCUUUCUCAUAAUAAAGCAUGUAAAAAGUACGCAAAGCAUCAUCGCAGUUGUUGUUCUACAACGUCUGGGAAACUAAAUUUUGGGCACCCCUGGUCUUGGUAGCAUUGCAAUUGUGCGAUGCCUUGCUUAUGAACCAAUUAAUAAUCAUCUAGUGAAGUUCAUAAUUUGUGAUGUAAUGGUUAGUCCAACCAUUCUGGAGAAAGCCUUUGUUGAGAUUAUUUUUAUGUUUUAAUAUAUUUUGUGUGUAUGUUCUUACUAUCCCUUAGUAGUACAAACCGUAAAAACCAUGAUGUUAUCUUUUGUCUUCGUAAUGGUGCACAUCUCACUGACUCUCAAAGAGUUCAUGGGUUGAUUCUAUCUACUUUGCUAAAUGUAACACAUUUAUAAUAAAUAUAACACUAGAAACAUACUUUCUUUUGAGUGCUAAAUCCCCGUGUAGUAUUAAUCACAAGCAACUCUGAACCAUUCAUUUUUUUUCCAGGUCAGAUUAAAUUUGGCCUCUAGUCACGUGAAAGUAGAAAAGGUUUCUGAUUGGUUGAAAGGCUUUGUUUCCAUGGGAAGAUGUCUGUAAAUGUUUAUGGUCAUCUUACGCUGGUCAUGGUGGCUAUCACAGAUAGUCUACAUUACUGUUUCUUACAAGACUUCUAUACUGUAAAAUUAUUUGGGGACUGCACUAAAUGAUGGCUUUAUUAAGCAAUUCAUCCUGUCUCUUACUAAUGGUAUUUCAACACAAUGUUGGGUUGCUGCUAUUGACUGGGGUUCAUUUGGUUGUGUGCUGCACUACUUUAUCAGAAUAUCAAAAUUUCUGAAACCUGUUUUUGUCGCCAGUAAUUUGAAAAGCUGAUUUUAAAGGAGGGCUUUACAGUUCUGCGGUUUAUUGACUUGGUUAUUUUCGUGUUUUUUUUAGGAAAAUUUUUAAAAAUGCUUACAAGCAGAACUGUUACUUCUCUAAAAGAUGCAGUUCCUCAUUUCUCACCCCAGUAAAUACUUUUAAAGCAUUUGUUGGGAUAUAUAGUUCUGCAGAGGUAUGUUUAAAAAAAAAAAAAAAAAACUCAGUGACAUAUUUGUGCACUAAUGAGGAGGAUGGCACUCUGCCUUUUGGAUGUAGGUGCAGCCAUCAAAGGUCCUGCGCCAGGCCCAUGUAAUCCAAAAUCAAUAAAGAGAAGAUCUGCAAUUUUCUGAAACUACAGAAGUGAUGUUUCUUUUCUGCACUAUCACUGUGGACUUGGUAACAUUUACACCACUUAAACAAACACUCCGUGUACCAUAACAACUUCAUCUCAAUGGUGCCUGGAGGUCCUUGGCGCCAUCUUACCUGUGGUUGCAUGAGGUUUAGCUUGAAUCCUUUCUCUACGUCCCUCUUCCACCAUCACCUUCAUUCCUAGCUUCAAUUUAAAUGCUUUUAUACUGGACACUGGUUGUAGGCUGGUAAUAGAGAAGAGGUCCAGGCACGAUUAUUUGAACAUAAGGAACACUGCGAUGUUUCGACUCAAGAUUGUGUUUUUUUGUUAAGGUGGAAAUGUUGCAGUGUUCCGUAUGUUCAAAUAAACAUGUCUGGAUCUCUUCUCUAUUACUGUUUUUUUUUUUUUUAAUCUAUGUUGGGCUUGUGCUGGCCCAAAGUCAAGUUUAGCACCCUAAUUAUGUGGAUUCAGUGUGGUUCGAAUUGGUACCAGUGAUAGGCUGUCAUUCUCCCAUUGAGCAAAAAAUGUUACGAAUUCUUUUCAAUGGGAAGCCAAGAACCGCAUCAAUGAGAUUUAGUUGUUAUGGUGCCUGGAAUGCUCCUUUAAGAUUGUCAAUCCUUGAUCAUGAGCGAACACAUCAAACAAUUUCAUUCCACAGUGUGAAAUGCCUUUAUAUUCCAGAUUUGUAAAAAAAAAAAAAAUAUCCAUUUGUUUUAUUUUUAAUUUGCUUAAUGAAUAUCUCCACGUAACAGCUGCUAUAUUUUAUACUGCAAUCCACGCAGUAUCACGAAUGCCACAGAGACAGAAUCUGUUCAUUUGAGUCACAAGGCAACCCAUUUGAAUAAUAUAUACUAUAAGCUGAUCGCUCAAGGUUUUUCACGAGAAGUUUUAAAGUAACAAUAAAGUCUUGUAAAACAUGUACUGUGCACUUUUUGGUGUGUGCAUAUAGCAUGUGCUCAAACUUUAACAACCAUUUUAAUAAUCCGUAUCUGUGCUAUAGCUCACGUGUUCUUUAAUACUUACCAAUAUGAAAGAAAAGACAGUGAUGAAAUCAAAAAAAGAUGACAGAUUCAGUAUCAAUUGUCUGUAAAACCUAAACGUACGUGUCGUUUUCUAUACACUAUACAUGUGCUAGUUAGGAUAUCACACUUUUAUUCCUUUCUCUUUUGUUAUGCUAUGUGUUUGGUUUUUUUCUUCCUUAUAUGCUUAGUACCCUUAAAUCAGGGCUCAACAAGUCCAGGAGAUAACCGCAGUUUAAAAAUUGUUGCUGGUGCUUAAAAUGUUCGUUUAUGGUCAGGAUAAAUCAAUAGUUCUCUUUUUAUAUACAUUCGCUGAUAUCGUUAUUCUCUCUUUUCUCGUCACUGUUGAAAAAUCAGAUCAUCCUGUACAAGUAAAUAUCUGUUACAAUAAAUGAUUUGCCUAAUUCUGGUCAUAAACGGUUUACCUAAUUCUGCUCCUGAACGGGUUAAAGUGAAAUUGUCACAUCACUAGAAAUGACAGUUCCUCAAUUAUUAAUAGAACAAAACGUGAAAAAGGUCCAGGCACUCCAGAAUUCAAAAAAGGCAAUGUAUUUAACCCACAGCCAAGUCACAACGUUUCGACCUAUACGGUCUUUAUCAAGCUUGAUUGUGGGUUAAAUUAAUUGCCUUUUUUUGAAUUCUGGUGUGCCUGGACCUUUUUUAAAUUUUGUUCUAUCAAGCAAUUGGUUUCCUGCAAUUGGUUUAAAUGUUGAAUUAACUACUUACUUGGGUUAGUAGUGUAGUGGAGGUAUAGGCACCCAGACCACUUCAGCUCAUGGGGAGGUCUUAUGCGCGCACAUCAUUUGGUGUGCAUGCGCGUUAGAGCUUGUUCAUCGCGGGGAGGGGAGCUAUAGUACCAGGAAUACAGCUUUGGAUUCCUUGCACUACAGUAUCAAUUUAAUGUGCUGCUUAUAUAAUUACUUUGUUUUUGUAUUUAUUGUAACUCGUUUUUUCAGCAACAUACAUACACCUGUUUUUUUGGUCUGAUGUGCUAAAAUCGUACAGGUAGCAAUUCCACUUUAAUUGAACAGUAGCAUAGAUUGUAUUAAGUUAUGUCUGUGCAGAUAUGCAGUUUUGUUUCCUUGGCCAUUUUUAAUGUAUGUUUAAUUUUUUUUUUUGUUUUUUUUUUUACACAGUAGAGUGGAGGGCCCAGCUCAAUGUAUCCAUUCUUCUGUCUGACUCUUCUUCAGAAUACAUUGCAGCCUUCUCCUGUGGUUCGGAAAGCACCAACUGUAAGUGAACUGCAAUCUGCCCAAAGUUUUAGUUAUGCAUUAUAUUAAAAUAACUGAUCUAUUUAUGACCACCAAAGGAUGAAAAAAGUGUUUUAAUUAACACGCAUGUAGAUCUUGUGCUAAAUGUAUGGUAUUUAAAUUAUUUAUUUGUAGUCACGUGUAGAAUUAUUUUGCAGGUACCUUAAAAUAUAUAGUCAAAUACGUUCAUAUUUUGUAAUACAUAACUAUUCAGUUUACUGAUUGGAGUUAUUUUAAUGUCAGCUCAAUACCUGCCAGACAGGUCUGAAUUUCUAUGAUAGUGGCCAUACAUUUGGAAAACUCUAAUGAGGAACUACUACAUUUGUUAUUUGAGGUUCUGUAUCUUAUUCCAUAUUGUUAUAUGGUUUAAUCUGUAAGAAGCACACAUCUAGUGCAAGGCUUAAAAUGUCAUGUCUUUCACCACUGGAAGCCUGCUGGGUCCUUGUCACAAUCUCUUGGAAAGAAGUUCAACUCGCAAAUGGUGAAAAUAGUUUGACUGCUUAUUUGGGGUCCUGCAGGCACUCACUGACACCUCUUUUGGCAUAUCUUGGACGCAGCUUCCGUUUGCUCCCACUGUGCUGUGCCCAGUGAUCAACCCCCUGCACCACUAGCUAGGCUCAGUGCAAAGCUCUUGUGGCUGCAUGGAAGGCAACCGCGUGCACCCAGUUAAUCCCCGUAAGUUGUCAAACUUUUCUCAAACAGUUUGAAUACUAACUCUUGAGAGGGCGCCAGGGCUGUGUGGUUAGUGGUUACAACAUUCCUUUAAUGUUUACCUUACUAUAUUUUAGUUAACUUGGAUAGUUAGCAUUAAUUUCACAAACAUGGUUUUAAAUUCGCUGUUUAGUAUAUGUAUGUGUAUGCACAUUUCUAAUUGCAUUACCUAUCUUUUUAAAGCUAAUUAACCAGGAUUUUUAAUAUUGUUUCUUUAUCCCCUAUAUUCAACAAAUAUGUGUUUUGCUAGUCUGAAAAAUAAAUGUAAAUGUACAGAUCACACACUGUUCUGCAUUACAAGCCUUGCAUUACUUUUUUCAGUGUUUGUUUUCAAACCCGAUAAGCCCAAUCCAGUUUAUAUCCAGAAGGAUGUCUGCCGUGAGAAAGUGCAGUGGGCAGUUUUUGUACCAAGGGACGUGCCAGAAUCUCUUCAUUCAGAAAGCCAUCACUGGCUAAUCCGGUCACAACUGUACUUUCUUACAGAAAACCAGGUAAUGCUAAUUGUAUGCUUUCAUUAAAGGAAGUGACAUUUUGAUGUUUAUUAAAAAUGUAUUAUUAUUUUAUUUUAAUUUUUGGUAACCAGUUGACGAGUCUCUACAUUUGGAAAAGUUGAGCUGAACCUUAAUGUGUGUCACUAUUUCCUUGUAGGAGCUGAUGACUUUUAGCACAGAAUCACCAGAAGAGAAACUCACACCUUUAAGCAAGCAGGUAACCUGACACAGCUUUACAGAAAGAGAUUUCUUGCAUCAUGGGAAUGUGUUGAACCUUCACCUUAACAUUUUCUUUUUUGAGUCGUAAACAUGUUCUGCUGACUAAGGCAGGAAGAGACUUGUGCCAAAGCAUGAUCAUGCCAAAACACAAUUAUAUUAAUAAAUUAAGCAAACACAGUCCUUUCUGGAAAAGUUAAUCUUUUUCCAGCUAAUUGUGUUUUUGGGGGGUGGGGGAUGAGGGGGUUACAUUAUAUUCCAUACCAUGCUUUCAUGUGGACAGUACAAUAAUUAAAAUAUAUUGAAGUUUCACUAUACAGAACUUAGUAGUAUAUUUAUAGAUAUCUCAUUUAAAAAAUAUUUAAACUAUAAUUUUAGUGAAACUUCAUUUUUGUAUUGCUUUAUCUAAUUUGUAAUGGUACAGUAUUUUGAUUUUAAUUGCUUAGGGCUCCUGAAAUAAGGUUUAUAGUGUAACAAUAAAUGAAAUAUUAUGUAUUGGGAAGUUUCAAUCUAAAUCAUGUUUUGACAGUUUUCCAUAUUGUUAAUUAAUAUUUUAAUAUAAGAUGCCAAUACGGCUAAUCCAAUCUACACUAAUAUUGUAAUAUAGCGACUUGGAUCAUAAAAUACAAAUGAACAACUUUGUUCUAUUUAGGAGUCCAUCGUGUUUACUUAAAAUGCUUCCAGUUGAUUUUAUUAGUAAGAACAGAAUUCUCAUAAAGGAACACUCCAACCACAGAGCACUUCAGCUUGCUUAAGUGCUUUAUGUAUGAGUAUAUACUAUUUGUUUCAUUUUAUUAAAGUGCUGAUAUUAAUGGAAAUCUGCAUUUUUAUAAAUGAACACUGGACACAGUGCCUGCUUUUGAAAGACUGUUAAAUUAGCUGUAAUAAAGCUCAUUGGGAAGUCUGUGAUUGGAUUGGGCAACCAUGCACACAUUCAGAGUGAAUUUAAAGUAAGUUUCAAAUUUAAUGUCAAACUAGCUGGACCAGAAAAUGAUCUAAAUCAGCUGUGCUCCAAGUUAAGCUACUUUGGCCUUAAAUUGCAAAUUCACUUUGAAUUCUCACUUUAGUGAAUAAACCUGUUAAACAAUGUGUUCUUUGAUGGCUGCAGAGAAUAAAGUGUUUGUGUUAUGGAACGUAUCUGCGGUAGUUUUGAUUCCAUAAAGCAUUCUAAAUAUUUAAUAUAUAUAUUUUUUUUUUUCUUUGAUGUAGUUGGCAGUUGAAGAAAGCAUGCCUGUUACACCUUUUCACAUACUGCUGGGCAAGAGGCGGCAACAGGAGCAGGAUUUGGAAACAGAAAAAAUCUCUGCAGGUAGCCACAAAGCUCAAGGAGUAGUUGCAAUCAGAGAGGUAAGUGGCAAUGGGAAAUGUAUUUUUGUUAUUUUUGAUCGGGCUACUGUAUCCUCACGCACAGACUUUAACCCCUUAAUGACGGACCCAGUCCAUCAUACUGGGUAAGCACUUAACGACGUAUGACGACCGGGUCCAUCAUGCAGUAAAAUGAACCCCAGAUCGCAGGGUUAAUGCUCCUCUGGUCUGCAAUGGUACUCGAGGCAGACUGGGAGCACCCGAUCGUGCUGUCCCUGCAGCUGUGAUCGCUCUGACAGGCUGUCAGAGCGAGCACAUGAGCUGCAAGGACUCCUGAUCCACCUCACUGUGCUUUUAUUUUUUUUAAUCCUCAGGGGUUCAAUUUAUUUUAUUCAUUAAUUUAAAUAUUUUAAAAUGAUAUAUUUUGCUAGCUGAGGUGGGUGGAAGUUAUGGGAAAUUGCAGAAUUUACUGUUAGUGCUGCUCACUGCUAGCUUUGAGUUAACGGUAAAAAAAAAGUUUGUAAAAAAGUUUUAAGAAAGUUUAAAAAAAAUACAUUUAAAAAUGGUCAUUACCAUUACACCUGGAACAAACUAGCGAAAAAAUGAUCCCACGCUAAGGUUCAAAAUAUGCCUUUUGAAUAACACCAGGGUGUAUUCUUUAAUAAAUAGUAAGUGUUUGUGGGGAAGAUUGAAUAACCACCUAAACUUCUCCGAAAUGAAACAUGGACACAGCAUAAAACUUCAUGGUUAGAAAAAACUGGCUGCUUCUCAAAUAUGCUCCUUCAGAAUCCACAUAUACCUGGCAAAGGUACAUACGGGGGUAUUGCUGUACUCAGCCGACAUAGCUGAGCAACAUAUGAAGUAUUAACAAUUACAGUUGUAGCACACAUACGAUUUGCAAAAUAUACUGUGCAAACUCACUUUGUGUGUCAAAAAGGCAGAAAAAAAAUGCUUAUUACCACUACACUUGGUACAAGCUAGCAGAAAAAUGAUCCCACACUAAGGUUCAAAAUAUGCCUGUUGAAAUACCCUGGGAUGUCUUCUUUAAGAAAUGGUAUGCCUUUAUGGGAUAGUUGGAAUAUGUAGCCUGCUCAAGUGCUCCAAAGUGGGACACGGACCCCACAAAACCCUCCAUGAAAAUUCACACUUAAAAACCUGAACUUGUUACGUCUCUUUUAUAGCACUGUAACUUCACAAAAUAGUGUGUAGAUUAUACAUUGGACAUAUGGUUUUGCUCAGAAGAUGUAACUGAGCAUAAUUUGUUUUUUUUAUGACAGUGGUAAACAUCAAGUGAAAUACUCCGCAAAAAUGCAACAUAUGUGUAAAAAUGCCAUUUUUUUCCCCUCACCACAAACCUAGACAUAAAUUAGUGAAAAAAUGGGGACAAGUUAUGGCACAAUAUAUGCCAUAUAAGAUACCCUGGGGUGUCUGCUUUAUCAAAUGAAAGCCCUUUAUGGGGUUAUUUGAAUACUCACACUGCGAUAAAACCCUAAAUUGAGACAUAGGCCUGUCAAAUCCAUCUACGAAUAUUCUAACUAUAGAAACUGAAAUAGCCUUGUCUUUUAUGGCAUUGUAGAUUUACAGAACAGUGCCACAGGCAUACAAUGGUAGUAUCGUUAUACUCAGCAGAUGUAGCUGAACACAAUAUGGGGUUCUGUGCAGGAAUAGCACACACCAGCUUUACUAAAUACACAUCACAAAAACCUUGUUAUAUAUGUGUAUGCCAAAAUAGAGAAAAAACACAUUUUUACUCCAUUAUUUAGCAGAGAUUGGCGAUGAAAUGGCUACGUAAAAAGUGUCAAACUAACCUUAGGUAAAUAGCCUGUGAUGCGGGUGUGGGGGUAGGUAGAAAUCUAUUAGUAUUAGUAGUUGGGUGAAAGACCAGUUUUGGUCUUUGAGCCUUUUGGUAUAUAGCGUGGGAAUUAGGGAGUUAUUUACUAAGCGAGGCAUGAAUAGGAUCGCAAUUUCAUUCAUUCAAAUGAAAUUCUGAUCCGAACAGAAACUACUGAAUGCCAUUCGAACACAAAUGAACAAACUGUUCAUUCUGUUAGUACGGAGUUCAGUAGUUUCGCCGGUGUCCUAUCUUUAUGACAGGACACUGGGGAAUAGUGAAAGGAGGCAUCGGGAGUUUAGGUGAGAAUUGUGGGAAAAUUCCUUUGAUAGCGAGAAGUGGGUCAAAGCUGGUCAAGCAUAGGAAACCUCCAUAAGACAAAGUAGUCCCUAGAGCAAACUAGAGCAGACAGGAAGAAAUGAACAGAUCCUGACAGAGGAAGAGAAGAGGAAUCGAUUGGGGAAAGGUAAGUUCGGCAUGACAGUGCCGCUUUAAUGGUUGAUCAGAGCCAGAGCUAGACAAAUGACUAGCUGUAAUUUAUAUAAGGAGAUAGUCAACAAGUCUGUAUGUGUGUGUAUAUGUUCACUGAUGAAAUAACUCUUUGGAAUUAGACCCUAAAAAUCUCAUAUAUCUUAUUUCAAAUAAAUGAUCUCAUAAGGAUAGAAACUCUCAAAAACAGAAAGUAUUGGUUAAAUUGACCUUUGUAGGAAAGUGAUCAAGCCUAGGUGAAAUCUCACAGUUAAGUUUAACCUUAUUACAGGUAUCAUCUAGCCAAAGUAAAGGUUAUCUUCUGUGGAAUAAUUAUCUAGCUCAAAUGAAAUUUCCCAGAUACAAACCAUCUUAUUCUUAAAGAUGUAAGAAAAUAUAAUCAAAUGAAUAUUAAAAUUCCCAUUAAAGAGAGUAUUAUAAUUUCACUAAAACACCUGUAGCAAAGAGCUGUAGUAAGCUCCAAUUUAGUGUGCUAUAGAUCAAAUUCACCGUAAUUGUUAUGCUAACUAAAUUAUAAGCAAAUAGACUACUGCUACAAUUAGGGUGCACAUAGUGAUCGUUUGAGGAUUAGUCUGAUUCUCAUUUAAAUUGAGAAAACAAACAAAAUCCAUAGAUCACACAUUUGUGUUGGAAUAUAGAUUGUAAAGGUCACUGUAUCUGGAGAAAUAUAGCCUUACAAGGCUUUAUGGCAAAUGAGAUUAAAAUAAAUAACCUCAUAAAUCAGACAAAAUCAGAUGAAACACAGCAACGGUCAAAUAAGAUAUAAUAUUAACUAUAAAUAUUACUUGUGAUCAAGAUGUAUAAUAGAGUGAGAUUAAAGUGGGCCAGCUAUCAUGAAAUUAGAUUAAGAAAUGGUGACUGGAUUAGUAGAGCAGUUUAGAUGAGUUUUUAUAGAUAAGUAUAAUUUCUGAUCUUUGAUCUCAGAAAUGGGCAUUUAUCAAUGUUUAACAUAUUUUUUUUUUCCUCUUCAGCUUCUUCAUACUCCUGCACAUGUUUUACCUGCUGCAUCAGUCUUGUGCACAAUGUUUGUGAAUUCAUUGUUAAUCUCAAAACAGGCUAAAAGGUAAACCUACCAACACAAAUUUACAUUAAAAUUGAUACUGGAGAUGGUUCCUACUAUACUGUAAAUAGUGAUUUAAAAAAAAUUAAAUGAGGACUGAACGUUUAUCAUUGUUAUGAACAAUUUAAGCGUCAGAACUAUCAUAACUUAUUGUAGUAGUUAUGAUGCGAGGAGUUUUAGAUGAGUUUCUCUGUUCUCUGUUAAAACAGAAAACUGGGGCUUUCCUGGUACCCUAGCUCCCCAUCUGUCAGUCACGUGAUGUGGGUAUUUCACAUCCAUCUUAUCUUUCCAAAGUUUUUUUAAUCCUUAGAUGCUUAGGUUAAGCUUCAGGCAGGUUACCCCAGUGACCACGGCCUAUCAUUGCUGUCUGGUGCUGGAUGUACAUAUUAUUUGUAUGGUAUAUCAGAUUAUUAUUAUUAUUAUUAUUUAUAAGGCGCCAACAGGUUCCAUAGCGCUGUACAACAGGUGGACUAACAGACAUGUAUUUGUAACCAGACAAGUUGGAUGCACAGGAACAGAGGGAGUGGGGUAAAGUGACACAAAAGGUAAGGGUAGGGUAGGGUAGAAAAGUAGGUUGUUUGGAUAGUAUUCAUUGAUGGCCUAGUGUUUUGAUAACAGUUUCUGGAGAGGAAUCAGGGUGCGGGGAGGGAAAGCUGUUCAUUUUAAUUGAUAUGCUUUCCUAAAAAAGUAAGUUUUCAAAGAUUUCUUUGAAGUAGUAGAGAUUGGGUGAAAGUCUAACAGAUGCAUGUACAGCACAGUUACUGGUCAAACCAUUAGGUUUGGCACAGAAAGUUGGGGGCAGCACCCCAAGAAUCCUUGCACUGUAACUACUGCACUACGCUGUAGUGGUUUUGGUGCUGAGAGUUUCCUUAAGUUAUUUACGUUGAUUUCAGCCACCCAAAUGUCUGUCACUGUAUCACUCUAUAUCUAUUCAAUAGGAGCACAGAUUAAAAUAAAUCAUUUAGGUUACGUGCUUGUGUGUUAAAUUGCAUGUUUAUGUGUAAACUGUUUCUUUUUUGUUGCCAUAAUUUUUUUGAGAUGGUUCUCAUAGUGUAUCAAUAUUUAGGUAAAUUUAGCUUCUCAUAGUAUUUAAGUAGAGUGUACUUCUUCUGCUUUCUUAUGUGAAUGUUCACUAAAUAGUUCAGACUAUUUUAAAAAUGCAAACAGACCAACAUAUUUUUAGAUUAUUUUGUUUUACUUUUCAUGAUUUUUUUUUUUGCGCUCUUGGACUUAAAUCGCUUAUUCACAUUACUCUCGGUAGUCCUUAUAUAUAGAAUAUGUGUUUAAAUCAGUUGAUACCUACUCCAAUCAUCAUAGUCACUACAGUCUGCUGUAGUGGUUUGAGGCUCCUUUCAAUGCUUGUGACAUGCUUCCAGAAGUUGAUACAGUCACCAUUCAUUGGCUGAAAGCAUCAGCUUGACCGCUCUCAGAAAAUUGUCACACUGUGCAUGAAAUUUUGCACAAAUCUGACAUAGUCUCCAGAACUCUAGUUCCAGGAUGGCUAAUGACUUUCCAAUGACCUCUGGCAACUUCAUGUAUGCAGCAUUUCAUACUGAAAGGCUGGACAUACAGACUCAAGGCACCAGAACCACUUAAAAUCACUGGACUAAUCAUAAUGCUUGGAGUAAUCCUUAAACUCCAGCUCUACUGCUUACUGUGAAUGGUUGGUUGUUUUUUUUUUUGUAAACCUGACUUGACACGUUCACUUUAAGCUUUAACAUCUCCCUAGACAAGAAAUAUAUAAUUAAUCAUAGUGCUUACGGAUGUUCAUUAAAUACUUACCACCUCUCCAUCAUACAAACUGGACUCUACUUACACUAAUAUAUCACUUAAUUCAUUGGCAGCACAUCCAUGUCCUUGAGUGACAUCUGUCAUACCUAUUCUAUUCUCCUCCAGCUAUCUUGAUACUCUUACUAUAGGACUAUCAUAGCAAUACUGCCCAUGCGCUUUGGUUACUAUGAUGAAUCACCAAGCAUGCCAACAAAUGAUCUUUAUAUAUCACUGUUUAUAAAAUCUGAGUUUGCUGGCAGGUCUGGUUAUUUUGUUUAAUAUUUAGUUCUUUGUACCAUGUCAGAUGCACUUAAAACUCCCAAAACCUAUCAAUUCAGCAAGAUAUAUGUAGCUAUAAUUAAAUCUAUUUAUCUGAGUAUUAAUUUAUCUUCUGAACAAUUGAUCCAACAGUGCUGGAGAGGGGAGCAAAGACGUAGAAAUGGAAAGUGAGAAAUCAGAGGAUGAGUCUGAAGAAGAAGUAGAAGAAAUUAAAGAAGAGCAUGAACCAUUCCCUGAUGCGUUUUCAGAAGAAAUUCCACAAAAAUUACUGAAGUCGCAAGAAAAAGAACUGCGAAGGAUACGAAAGACUGAUUACAGCUGGAUAUCUGCUUUGUAGGACUGUGGCAUUUCCAUUUGCACCCUUUAAUUUUAUGCUGAUCUUAACUUGUUCUUCUGUGACUGAAAUUAUAUAUCUUUUACAAAAAUCAACUGCCCUGUGCCUUUUUGAUUAAUUCAGAAAGCAGUACCUUUUUUCAUCAUGUUGGACAUACCAACUUAUUUGUGAAAUAAGAGCAUUGUUCACUUGUGGAUUCCUCAGAGUUGACAUCCUUAUCAUUCUUUGAUUUUUUUACAUUGCAUAGUUAAUAGAAGAGAUUUUGUGCUGCUGUCAGGUUGCAAUGUCUGUUGCAUUUCAUUCAGUCUCACAAAACAAUUAUCCUUAUCUAAGGGGAAUCUUGUGCACAAAGUCUGCUAGAAUGUGCAAGUGAAGGUCUUUAACAACCACCUUCAUCAGUAUGUUCAGCUUUUUUUUGCCUAAGUUUAGACAGGAAAAUAGGAUCCUUGACAAUUGUAUUGGCAAAGUCACUGCAAAUAAGUAGUUGGAUAUCUAUAUACAGAUCAGCAACUGUAUUGGAGCCAGAAACAUUCUGGUUAAUUAGAUAUUUAGAUGAGACUAGUGCAGAAUAACGUAUUCAGGAAAUUGUCGCAUCAAUGAUUGUUUCAAAGUAUUCAGUUCAGGAGAGCAGUAAGUAUUGUUCAUAUGCUGUGUUAUAGAAUAAUAUUCAACACUGGCAUCUAAGUUAUAGUUUUAUUAUAUAAAAGCUUAAAG